This is a messenger RNA of Stomoxys calcitrans (stable fly), 1184 nucleotides long. Its product is annotated as sulfotransferase 1E1. The record is from RefSeq and is a predicted model, not a curated record. The transcript has 5 exons. NCBI's taxonomy places the organism in Eukaryota, Metazoa, Arthropoda, Insecta, Diptera, Muscidae. Gene Ontology annotation, molecular function: sulfotransferase activity. Gene Ontology annotation, biological process: sulfation. The coding region runs from base 72 to 1127 and encodes 351 amino acids. Gene Ontology annotation, cellular component: cytoplasm.
AGAGUAAAUGUGACAGCAUCUGAUUGUUAGCCUUCUAAUAGAAAAUAUAAUUAUUAGUAUUGAGAGAAAUAAUGAUUCAGUUGCACGGUAGUAACGUAUUAAAAAGCUUGAUAUUAUAUGUCAUAUUAUUAUGUAUGGACCCCACAGUUUGCAAUAGCACCAAGGAAGAUCUGGUAGAAUAUUCACCACCUCAAUAUCCAACAAAUCUACUACAAAAUGAUUGGUCACAAAGAAAAUUAAAGUGUUCGCCGGCUGAAAAGCAAUUUUAUAGAAAAAUUUACGAUCUUGAAGUUUACCAAGAUGAUGUGUGGCUGGUGACAGUACCAAAAGCUGGCACCACUUGGAUGCAGGAAUUGUUGUGGUUGGUAAUGAACGAGUUUGAUUUCGAAAAAGCCAAAGAGGAACACUUGGAAUUAAGAUCACCAUUUUUAGAAUUUGAUUAUUAUUAUAUGUCCAACGAUUUGACGACAUGCUUUCAGCGAGUGGAACAACUUAAACGACCACGUUUGAUAAAAUCUCACUUAAGUCUGCCGUUUUUGCCACAUCAAGUGUGGCAUAAAAAACCUAAGGUGAUUUAUGUUGCACGCAAUCUAAAGGAUGUCCUUGUAUCUGGUUACUACCAUACACGUGCCAUUGGUAUGACUUCGGAAGACACCACCCUGGACCAAUAUGUGACCGAAAUGAUGGAGGACAAUAUGUCAGAGGAGGAUUUUUUCCCUCAUAUCAUGGAGUUUUAUGCAUUGCGAAAUCAGUCAUGGGUCUUCUAUACAAGUUUUGAACGCAUGAAAUCAAAUUUGCGUGAGGUUAUCACCGAUGUUUGUCAAUUUCUAAACAAAACCAUAGAUGAAAAGACCAUGGCAGUAAUGCUUAAACAUUUGUCAUUUGAGGAAAUGAAAACGAAUCCCAAGACCAAUCAUUUGUGGGAAUUUGAACAAAUUCAAAAGACCUUUAAUGGUUCUAAAACUACAGAUUUCAAUUUCGUUCGUAAAGGAAAGGUGAAUGGAUAUCGUGAAGAGUUAACUGAAGAAACGAUCAAAAGACUGGAUAAAUGGUUGGAUGAACAUUUAGAAAGUUAUAAUGUAACCCUAAGUGAUUUGCUACUAUUAUUUGGCAAUAGCAUAACAUAGAAUAGUUUAAAGAAAUGAAUCUAAUAAUAAAUCUGUGUUUUUGAGAUGUGUCACUAA